UGCCUAUUGAGUGUAGUAUCUUUAAACGGUGGAGGAAAGGUCAACCUAUUGAAAUUUGGGAAGCUCAUAAAACAGCAAUCUAUGCAAUUAUAGAUUUAUUUUCAAGCGAGCAUGGGACAGGACAGAUGAAUUUUUUGACAAACCCCCACAUUUCUUUGGAGCGGUGGGUUCUAGCUCAGGACGAGCUUCACCUUCCUCACAGGUCGACCUCGAGGGGAGCCUGCUAAGAAAAGUGAGCUUGAGCAGUCAAGCGCUGAUGGAACUGAUCCCUCAGGUCGACCUGAGACGCUCUGUGGAUCUCCCAUUUCAAACUCGGAGUCGGGAAGCACUUCAUGCCCUUCUCGAGGCGGCAACGCAUGUUUGCGCACUCAGAAGGGAGAUUUUUGUUAUAAGAAGCAACGUUCAAGGAAGGGCAGCCGAGCUCCAAGAGGCUCGCCAACAUAAUGCCGAGCUUCUGAGUUGGGGAUUGUCCACCGAGAAGGAGUUGGAGCAGGUCAUUACUCAGUGGGCUCAGACCUUUCGGCAGCUAAUUGUUAGUACCUCUGCCGAGGUGUCCUUUCAAGACGAGCUGACUCGUGCCCGUAAGGGCUAUGAUGCUCAGAUGGAGGACCUGCUGGAUUCUUCUAUUUCACGGACUCUACUGGAGGAACAGUUAAAGGAGUCCCAAGUUGUUAUUGUUGACUUGAGCAAGUCCCUAGCUGCUGAGCGCCAGCUGGUUAAAAAUCAACAAAAAGAGAUCGAGGGAGUCAGGGUGGAGGCGGCCAGGGCCUUUGUGGACGAUUUUUUUUAACUUUGCUGACCAGGCGAUUAAGAAAUUUUUCGGCCUGGGUUUAGAGAAGUUCCAACCUCGUUUUGAUGCUCCCCCUAGCGGUGGUGCUUCUAAUGCUCCUAUUUCUCCUUCUGACUAAUCUAUAGGACCAGUCUUGUUAUUUCUCUGUGUAUUUUUCUACUAUCUGUUGUUUUUGUUAUCCGUAAACUUUUUUUUUUUGUAGUGAA
This is a messenger RNA of Ilex paraguariensis (yerba mate), 996 nucleotides long. The record is from the annotation of a GenBank genome assembly. NCBI's taxonomy places the organism in Eukaryota, Viridiplantae, Streptophyta, Magnoliopsida, Aquifoliales, Aquifoliaceae.